Messenger RNA from Adineta steineri, 1224 nucleotides. NCBI's taxonomy places the organism in Eukaryota, Metazoa, Rotifera, Eurotatoria, Adinetida, Adinetidae. The record is from the annotation of a GenBank genome assembly.
AUGGUUUCAUAUUGUUCUCCAUCAAAUGAUCGUUUAUUAACAAAAUCUUUAAUUGAAAGUUCAAAUUGUCCAUUUAAAUCUCAUCAUGAUUUUGUUAAUACAUCAGAUUGGAUAAAUGGACUUGAUAUUUGGUCAUCGUCAUCUCUUAAUAAAAAACUUGUUUUUCCUCGAAAUAAUAUAGAUUUUAAUUCAAACAUUGGUCUUUAUUUACCUCGACAAGAUAAAUUAAAAGCAAAUCCAAUAUCAAUUAAAAAUGAUUUUAUAUCUUCAACAAGUUUCACAAAUAAUCUUUUUCCAAAACGUCUUAGACGAUUAUUUAAAAAUGAAAAAAAUCUGUUAAAUGGAAGUGAAAAUAAUUCAACAUUAUCAGAUGAUUGUUUAUCAAUUGAAGAAGAUAAUAAUAAUCAAUCUUCAAAUAAUAAUCAACAAUCACAUUUAAAUCGUAUAAAAUCUACACGAACUCGUUUUCCACUUCGUCAUGUUGAAAGUAGUCAUUAUUCGAAAGAAAAUCAAAUAAAACAAACUGAUCAUUCAUCUAAUCAAGAUAAAUUUAAAAUUUUAUUAAAAAAACAAUUAAAUAGAAUGUUUAAUAAAGAAACAACUAAUCUUAAUUGUAAAGGAACACUUAUAAAAACAAUUUCAACAGAUAUUAAACCUCAAAACAAUAAACCAACAAGAUCAAUAUCUAUAGAAGAUUCAUCAUCAUCAUCAUCAAUUGUUGAACGUUAUACAAAACUUCGUCGUGUAUUAAUAACUCCAUCAAUUGAUGAAACACCAUCAGAUGAUAAAUUAUUAUAUAAUCAACGAUCUCCUGUAUUUUUUCGUGAUCUUUCAACUCUUGGUUUAUCAGUCAAACCAUUAGGAUUUUCUCCUCAAAGAACUCUUCCAAAUAAUUCAUCUGAAGUAAUAUCCCAACAAGAUAAUAAUUCAUCAUUAAAUCGUUCAUUAAAUCAAUCAGUCUCUCGUUGUAGUUCAGUUCAUCCAAAUGAUGAACAAAGAAAUUUAUUAAAACGUCAUUCAGAUAAAGGAUUUAUUUCAUCAACUGAAACUUUUUCAAAUAGAAAUUCAUUUGAAGAUCAAACUCAAUCUGUUAGAAAUUUUCAUCGGAAUCAUCGUUCAGCAUCAAAAUCAGCAUAUCGAAGAUCAAAAAUUACUCAAUUAUUACCAACAGUUACAACAGAAAAAUGUUUUCUUAUUCCUAUUUCAAAUCAUCGAUAUUUAUAA